GCCACGUGCGCGGUAGUGUGGGUGGAGCGAGUGAGUUAGACGGGCGAAAGUGCGCUCGAGCUUCUGCGUGGGACAGAAAAUAACCCGUGUUACAGCUGCGCUCGGUGCAGGAAUACACACUGAAACUGCUCAGAUGGAUAUUUACUGUGCGCGCGGUGCGCUGGAGCCCUAGUUCCGCCCCUGGACCGUCGGUACUGCGGGGUUUGUGACUGUUCAUGUUUAUAUAACCGUUACCGUUUAGAGCGCGUGCUGGCGGAGACAGGGAGAGCGCGAGGAUUUCGAGCAACUAAAAACACGCAAUAAAUUAUUUUGUUUAGGAUCAUCUAUUGAGACGAACUGAUCAUCUGUUAUCGCAUUUAUCGACACUUUAUUAAUUUUUGCGAUUCAGAAAAAAAAACAAGUUAUACAACAGGGGAGUACAGUGCACUGCACGGUCCUAAAGCCCGCCGUGUACACAGCUGCGCGCCUGUACCACGCACUCGUAGCCAAAUGGUUCAGCUGUGGCCUGUGUUUAACUGCGACAGGAUGGAAAACGCUUUGUUAGAGCAAGGAUAAUUUCAUUCACUUAAAGAAUUUAACACUUUUUAGACUUUUAUUUGCAUAGACGUUUACUGAGCUGAGAGAGAGCUGUGAGAAGAGAGGAGAGAGAGCUGAGAGCUCGGACAGGAACAGUGAGAGUGCAGGGUCUGUCCGGAGAAGUGAUGGUUGUAAACACAGUCCACUGGUUCAGGAAGGGCUUGCGGCUCCACGACAAUCCUUCCCUCAGAGAGUCGGUCCGGGGAGCGGAUACCGUGCGCUGUGUGUACAUCCUCGACCCCUGGUUUGCGGGAUCGUCCAACGUCGGGAUCAACAGGUGGAGGUUUUUACUACAGUGUCUGGAGGACUUGGACGCCAGCCUUCGCAAACUCAACUCCCGCUUGUUUGUAAUCCGGGGCCAGCCCACCGAUGUCUUCCCCAGACUCUUCAAGGAGUGGAACAUCACCCGGCUGUCUUAUGAGUACGACUCGGAGCCGUUUGGGAAGGAGCGAGAUGCAGCCAUUAAAAAGUUGGCCAGUGAGGCCGGAGUGGAGGUGACAGUCCGGAUCUCUCACACGCUGUAUGAUCUGGACAAGAUCAUAGAGCUCAAUGGUGGCCAGUCUCCACUCACCUACAAGCGCUUCCAGACCCUCAUCAGCAGGAUGGAGGCGGUGGAGACUCCUGCCGAGGCCAUCACAGCAGAAGUCAUGGGCUCCUGCACCACUCCUCUUUCUGAUGAUCACGAUGAGAAGUUUGGGGUUCCUUCCCUGGAGGAGCUUGGUUUCGACACAGAGGGGUUGUCCUCAGCCGUGUGGCCUGGCGGAGAGACUGAGGCCCUUACACGGCUUGAGAGGCAUCUGGAGAGAAAGGCAUGGGUGGCCAACUUUGAGCGUCCCAGAAUGAACGCCAACUCACUGUUGGCUAGUCCUACUGGCCUCAGUCCGUACUUGAGGUUUGGCUGCCUCUCAUGUCGACUCUUCUACUUCAAACUCACUGACUUGUACAGAAAGGUGAAGAAGAACAGCUCGCCACCUCUCUCACUCUACGGCCAGCUGCUGUGGCGUGAGUUCUUCUACACAGCUGCUACCAACAACCCACGCUUCGACAAAAUGGAGGGAAACCCCAUAUGCGUGCAGAUCCCAUGGGACCGCAACCCAGAGGCACUGGCCAAGUGGGCCGAGGGCAGGACGGGUUUCCCCUGGAUCGACGCCAUCAUGACCCAGCUGAGGCAGGAGGGGUGGAUCCACCACCUGGCACGCCAUGCCGUGGCCUGCUUCCUCACACGUGGAGACUUGUGGGUUAGCUGGGAGGAGGGCAUGAAGGUGUUUGAGGAGCUGUUGCUGGACGCAGACUGGAGUGUGAACGCAGGCAGCUGGAUGUGGCUCUCCUGCAGCUCCUUCUUCCAGCAGUUCUUCCACUGCUACUGCCCAGUGGGUUUUGGCCGCCGCACCGACCCCAACGGGGACUACAUACGACGGUAUUUACCUGUGCUGAGAGGAUUUCCCGCCAAGUACAUCUAUGACCCUUGGAACGCCCCAGAAAGUGUGCAGAAGUCGGCCAAGUGUGUGAUCGGUGUGCACUACCCAAAGCCCAUGGUACACCACGCAGAGGCCAGCCGUCUCAACAUAGAGCGCAUGAAGCAGAUCUACCAGCAGCUGUCCUGCUACCGCGGCCUGGGACUGCUGGCAAUGGUGCCGUCUAACCCUAACGGGAAUGGGGAAAACUCCACAAGCAUGAUGGGAAUUCCCACUGCAGAUGCCACCCAGGACACUGCUGCAGCCUCCGGGUACCAGAUGCCUGCUAAAUCUCAGGGCGAGUGGCUCAGUGGCCUGAUGGUGUAUUCUCAAGGAGACACACAAUCCAGCUGCAACACACAACAAGGUUAUUCAGGCAGCAGUAGUGGGAUGGUGUGCUACAGACAGGAGGCUCAGCAGAUACCUGGCCCUGUGUUACAGCAAGGGCGGGGACAUCACUCCAGCACUGUACAGACCUCUGGGAAACGUCACAGCGAGGACUCUGGUCACACCACAGUCUCAAAAGUCCAGAGACAGCACAGUCCUUAAACAGUGUCCUGGAACAACUGAAGACCUGUCAUCACAGACACACAGCACAUACACUGAUUGGUGUGUAUGUGUAAAAAUGAGUGAUUUAAAUAUAUAUACGUAUAUAAAACUAAUUAAGGGGAAUCGGGGUGGCUUUUAUCAGGAUCCUUUAUGUAAGCGUUCCCUCACAUUAUCACUUGGACUCCACCCAAGCUGACGCCGGCACUCUAGCCAACUUUGGAAGAAAAAAAAAAUCAAUUCUCCUUGACAAUGUUCUAAUCUCAGUGAGUGUUAGGACUCCUCUUGGCACAGAACUUUGCUGUAUAUAAGAAUUUGUUUAAUACUCACAUACAGACUGUAUAUUUGCUAUUGUAUGUGCUUUCUCUUUCAUUUAGUCUUAGACCCACUGAUAUAUUUUUGAUAUAAAUGUUGUGGAUCAGGUGUAAUUCUUUUUUGAAAGCAUAAAUAUUAAAGAACAUUUGUAGGUUGCAUUUACUGUACACAGUGAGGCUUCUCUCAGUCUAUGUCUCUCCCACAUUCUCUGCCUUUCUCUCUGACCUGUUUCACAUUGUCGCUGUUCGCUCAUACUGUCUUUCCUUUUCUCGGUCAACCUUCUUAAGCUGCGUCUUUUCAUGCAGUUGUCAUCUACAUAAUUGAAACAGGAUGUUAUUCACCACGUUGUGUUAAUUGUCUACUCGUGUGCUUGUUUAAUAAAUACGGUGUAAAUAGCA
Molecule: messenger RNA, 3289 nt
Organism: Pangasianodon hypophthalmus (striped catfish)
Lineage: Eukaryota; Metazoa; Chordata; Actinopteri; Siluriformes; Pangasiidae
Gene: cry1a
Product: cryptochrome circadian regulator 1a
Exons: 14
Coding region: 702-2579 (625 amino acids)
Biological process (GO): entrainment of circadian clock by photoperiod; negative regulation of DNA-templated transcription; circadian regulation of gene expression
Cellular component (GO): nucleus; cytoplasm
Molecular function (GO): FAD binding; DNA binding
Source: RefSeq, a predicted model, not a curated record